AUGAUUGGGACGAUCAGUGAGUGGCUGUGGUGGGACCGGCUGUGGCUGCCUGGGAACCUCACGUGGGCCGAUCUCAAAGACGUGGAAGGGCUCGUCUACGCCAGAGCAUCUCACCUCUAUGUCACCGUGCCCUAUGCUUUAGUCUUUCUUGUAGUCAGAUACCUGUUUGAAAGGUUGAUAGCAACACCGCUUGCAGCUUCGCUUGGCAUUACAGAGAAAACCAGAUACAAAGUGGAGCACAAUGCUGUUCUUGAACAUCAUUUCAUUACAAAGUCAAAACACCCAGGAAAGGCAGAUAUUAAGGGCCUGUGCAAAAAAUGCAGCUGGUCCAGUAGACAAGUGGAGCGCUGGUUCAGAAAGAGGCGAAACCAGGACCGUCCUAGUGUUCUGAAAAAAUUCAGAGAGGCCAGCUGGCGAAUGGUGUUUUAUCUGGUGGCGUUCAUUGGUGGAAUCAUAGCCCUGUAUGAUAAACCCUGGUUUUAUAAUUUGCGGGAGAUGUGGAAUGGCUAUCCCAGACAGUCCAUGCUAGAGUCUCAAUACUGGUAUUAUAUUGUGGAGAUGAGCUUCUAUUUGUCGCUGGUGCUCAGAAUAACCUUCGACGUCAAAAGAAAGGACUUUAAAGAACAGAUCAUCCAUCAUUGGGCCACACUGACGCUCUUGGCUUUCUCCUGGUGUGGGAACUACAUCCGAGUCGGAACCCUGGUCAUGCUCGUUCACGAUUCCUCUGACAUUCUUUUAGAGUCUGCCAAGAUCUUCAACUACGCCAAAUGGGAAAGAACGUGUAACGGCAUCUUUGUGGUAUUUGCUGUUGUCUUCAUAGCCACGCGAAUCAUAAUCUUUCCAUUUUGGAUCAUUCACUGCACGUGGGUUUAUCCUCCCGACUACUACCCGCCAUUCUUUGGAUAUUACUUUUUUAACCUCAUGCUUGUCAUCCUGUUGAUGCUGCACAUAUUUUGGGCAUAUCUGAUUCUACGUAUGGUCAAGAUGUUCGUUUUCGGAAGUUUAACCAAAGACGAGAGGAGCGACAAUGAAGAAGAUGAAGAGGAGGACGGAGAAACCAGUGUGACCGAGGACAAUGACGGACAUGUGAAAGUGACCAAUGGCUGCGGAGGAGGAGGCGGAGCUAAUCAUCACUGACACUUCUUUUCUCAAACUGUGAAGGACUUUGAAUUGCCCUCAGGGAUGCGAGGAGCCAAAGACAUACCUUUGAUUUAUUAUCACACAGAGAAUACGCCAGAAACUUGUCAAAACAAAUUGCAUCUUUUAAUAACAUUGAAAAAAGUAUUUUUUCCCCCACUCGGCUUCACUGGAGACAACUUGCUGUGUGUCUUGGCUGCUUCGAACGCUUUUUCCCCCUUUCAACUAAAACUUUUUUCAUUAUGGCACAAGAUCACAUGGGUAAUUAUAAAAGAGUACCGCACAAUGAAAAAGGAACUCCUCGUAAGUUUUAAUAGACUCCUUAUUGUUUUUAAAGCUCAAAGAUCACGUCACACUGGCUGCUCUCGCCGUCUGGCAUUGUCCAUCGAGGCUUCGUCCACCGUGCUGUUGAGUUUUACAUCAACCUCUGCUGUCCAGCACAGCCUCUAGCGAGAACUAAUAAGGCGAAAUCGCAAGUUUAUGUUUCCUGCAAGUGAUUUUGAACAAGAACAUCUACUUUCGUAUCACUUUAACCUCUUGACACAAUGGACAGCGGGCGUCGUUUUCUUUCAAUUUUACACCGUGUCUACACUUAAUGCAUCCAACAUUGUUUCUUAAUGUCACUGCAGGCCAUUUUAAUAAACUUUUGAUGGCUGGAGGUCACUGAGUUUCUGUACUGCUAGUUUCUAGUAAGCAUUUCUAUGCUUACUCGGCAUCUGCGCUGUUAACGGCAGUCUUUGACAAUGAAGGAUUUUCAGACAGUCAAUAAUUAAUAAGUGUUAUUAUUAAAAUGGCUAGUUGUUAAGGUGUUAAUGUGCCUAUCUAUCUAUCUAUCUAUUUAUCUAUCUAUCUAUCUAUCUGUCUAUCUAUCUAUCUAUCCUACCAGUCAGUUUUUUGAACAGUAAAAUUUUAAAUGUUUUUUAAAGUCUCUUCUGCUUACGAUGCCUGCAUUUAUUUCACCUAGCAAAAACAAAAAUAAAAUAAAAUUUAGAAAUAUUUUUACUAUUUAAAAUAACUGUUUUCUAUUUGAAUAUAUUUUAAAAUGUAAUUUAUUCCUGUGAUCAAAGCUAAAUUUUCAACAUUACUACUCCAGUCUCUUGCUGUUCAAGAAAACAGUGGAGUACAUUUUUUAAAGAUUCUUUGAUAAAUAAAAUGAUCCAAAGGGGAGGGGGGGGUCACAUUUUUCAUGAUAGGACAGUUGAGAUAUGACAGGAUGCAAGUGGGAGAGAGAGAGAGAGGGACGGGAUCGGGAAAGGUCCACAAGGCAGGAUUCGAACUCGGGACACCUGAAGCGCAACUGUGCCAUAUGUCGACACGCUGCCCACAAGGCUAUUGGCGCCGACCAAAGAUCAGCAUUUAUCUGAAAUAAAAAAAAAGCUUUGGUAACAUUAUACACUAUACCAGCGGUGGCGAACUCCGUUCCUGGAGAGCCGCAGUCCUGCAGAGUUCAGCUCCAACCCUAAUAAAAACUCACCGGCCUGUAGCUUCCUAGUAACCCUUCAGACCUUGAUUAGCUUGUUCAGGAGUGUUUGAUUAGGGUUGAAACAAAACUAUGCAUGGCUGCGGCUCUCCAGGACGGACGAUGAUAGAAAUUAAUACUUAAAUUUAGCAAGGAUGCUUUAAAUUGAUCAAAAUUGAUGAUAAAGACAUUUAUCAUUCAAAUAUCAGUUAACGAUUUUCAUAAAUCAGUCAAAAUUGUACUGUUUUUGCUGUACUUUGGAUGAAAUAAAUGCAGGCUUGGUGAGCGGAAGAGACCAAUUUUAAAAACAUUAAAAAAACUUUUGACUGGUAGUGUAUUUAUCUAUUGUUCCAUCCAUCCAUCCUAUAAGGUCAAUAAACCUUAACUUUGUUUAAACAUUUAAACAAAGCUUGUCAAGUCAAUAUUAAGUCUUGACCUCAAUUCAAAUCAAAUUUAAAUUCAAGAAUUGUUUUUUAAGAAUUGACUUUUCUUCUAACUUCAGCUCUGAAUGGUGCACAGCCCUUUUUCAGCUGUUGCUCCGUUAUGAUAGAAGCUGAAAUAGUAAAGUUUUGAUGUGUUGCUCGCGUUCAGUGUAGACUCGGUUUUAUAGAAUAU
Messenger RNA from Labeo rohita (rohu), 3211 nucleotides. RefSeq names its product ceramide synthase 3a (gene cers3a). Lineage: Eukaryota; Metazoa; Chordata; Actinopteri; Cypriniformes; Cyprinidae. The record is from RefSeq and is a predicted model, not a curated record. The coding region runs from base 1 to 1137 and encodes 378 amino acids. Gene Ontology annotation, cellular component: membrane. The transcript has 10 exons. Gene Ontology annotation, biological process: ceramide biosynthetic process. Gene Ontology annotation, molecular function: DNA binding; sphingosine N-acyltransferase activity.